AUGGAAGCUAUUGUUAUUGCUCUUUCAUGUGCGAUUAUGCUGGGACCGCGAUUGGGUAGAUAUGACCAUGGAACAGACCCAUUACCACUUGGUUGCCCAGUUAACGCUAUAAUGGGCUUAUUUGUGUUAUGGUGGGGUUGGUUAGCAUUUAAUAGCGGCAGCACAUACGGGGUAAGUGGCAUGCGAUGGAAGUAUGCAGCUAGAGCGGCUCUCACCACAAUGCUUGGUAGUAUAGGAGGGGGUUUGGUAGGUUUAGCAUUCAGCUUGAGUAAUCCCAAAGGCAUUGAUAUUCUCAGUCAAAUAAAUGGUAUUUUGGGUGCUUUGGUUGCCAUUACUGGAGGAUGUUUCCUUUACAAGGCUUGGGAAUCAAUACUGAUUGGAAUGAUAGGAGGAUUUAUAACGUGCUUUACAAUGCCGUUAUUGGAUAAAAUAGGCAUUGACGAUCCAGUUGGGGCAUCAGCUACACAUGGUGCAAGUGGUUUUUGGGGCGUCAUUGCUAUAGGCUUAUUCGCUGAUGAUCCACAUCCUCUUGACACAACCAACGGACGCAAAGGUUUGUUUAAAGGUGGUGGUUGGUAUUUAUUAGUUAUUCAAACUGCAACAGCAUUAUGUUUGACACUUUGGAGCUUCAUUUCAUCGUUCUUUCUAUUAUGGGUAAUAAAUAAAAUUCUCCCUAUCAGAAUGAGCGCAAACGAAGAAUUACUUGGCGCUGAUUUAGUUGAGCACCGGAUCCGACAUACACAAGUAUAG
This is a messenger RNA of Phymastichus coffea, 750 nucleotides long. RefSeq names its product putative ammonium transporter 3 (gene Amt). Gene Ontology annotation, biological process: ammonium homeostasis; ammonium transmembrane transport. Lineage: Eukaryota; Metazoa; Arthropoda; Insecta; Hymenoptera; Eulophidae. Gene Ontology annotation, cellular component: membrane. Gene Ontology annotation, molecular function: ammonium channel activity. The coding region runs from base 1 to 750 and encodes 249 amino acids. The record is from RefSeq and is a predicted model, not a curated record. The transcript is spliced from 8 exons.